Symbiodinium natans is the source of this 1425-nucleotide messenger RNA. NCBI's taxonomy places the organism in Eukaryota, Dinophyceae, Suessiales, Symbiodiniaceae. The record is from the annotation of a GenBank genome assembly.
AUGGCCCCCGUGGGCAUUUCACUGGUCCUGCUUCUGAUCUGGAUGCCUGCCCGGCGCGCUUGUGAAACUGCGCUUCACGGCCUGACUGAGAUCACCCUGAGGUUGGGCGAGAUUGUAGAUCUGCCGCAGAAGAUCGUGAAGGAUGGCCUGAUCGACGUCAGGCUUCCCUUUGUGAUGAGCGACGAGGACAUUCGAGCGACAGGCGGUGGGGCGAUCAUCAACCCAUCCCUCGCCGUAUCAGCCACCGGAGACCGGCUGAUUAUCGCAGCCCGACUUCACAGGCGCUCAUCCCAUCUUUCUUUCGAAAGCAGCAACACCUUCACGAACACGACCAACAACACCAAGAAUGGCAGCACGUACAACUACGAGGCAGUGCUGCAGGAGAUUUGGCACUCGCAGAUCGUGGUUGGAAGUGUGAAGAUGGAUGCAGAUGACUGGAAGCUGUUCUUUGAUGGCAAAGUUCCAGGGGAUGCGAUUGUCUUGCAACCCUGGAGUGGCCUCCGCAUGGAAGGCGGCCGGAGGUGGAGAUAUCCAAACUUGUGUGAGCGGGAGAAGUACGUGCCCGGGAACAAGACUCUCAUAAGGCUCAUCGUGACAGGCCCAGAGGAUCCCAAAGUCAUCCCCUUGACGCGGACCAGGGGGUUUUGCGACAACUCCGGCAUCGACUGCAGCAACCCGCGCCCACCAGAUGACUUCUGUAGUUUGUCGACCAAAAACUGUGACACCUGUCACUCAAGAUGGUGCACUGAGAAGGAGGUGCAAAUUGCUUUCAGCUCCUACACGCCCAAGGCAGGCAAAGACUGCAAGCGGCGAGACGUGACCCAGAUGUUCCUGGCCGCAGGUGUUGAUGCCGGACAACCCGACAAGGUGUCCACCGGCCUGCACCUGAAGUGUGGUCAAUGGAACCACAAUGAGAAGAACUGGAUCCCCUUUCAGCGCCAUGGCAAGACAUACGUGGUCUAUUCUUUGGUCCCUCAUCUCGUCCACGAACUGAUUCACGAUGGCAAUGGCACAUGUGGGCCACAGUUUCGCAGUGUCUCUCCACAGUUAGCGCAGAUGCAGGAGAAGAAUCUGGACCAGGCGUAUCGAGGUUCUGCGCAGGCCGUCUAUGUGGAUGCACCUGCAGCGAACCUGUCGAUGCCACAACCCCACUUCCUGGCUUUGUUCCACGUGGCUGACUUGAAGGUCCGCCGUUACUGGCACCAUGCCUACCGCUUUUCCCCCAAUCCCCCCUUCCAGAUCUUGCAGGUCUCCAAGGCGCUGCCACUCCAAGCGCUGCCGCCGCGCCCGUCUGCCCCUCCAUUUGCAUUCGCCAGUGGACUCGUCGUUCAUGGCAAUCAGGUGACAAUUGCAUACGCAGCCGGUGACCGCGAGCCGAGGGCCCUGUCAAUGACGCUGUCGAGACUGGAUGAAUUCUUUGCAUAG